Messenger RNA from Bubalus bubalis (water buffalo), 1958 nucleotides. RefSeq names its product single stranded DNA binding protein 4 (gene SSBP4). Gene Ontology annotation, biological process: positive regulation of transcription by RNA polymerase II. NCBI's taxonomy places the organism in Eukaryota, Metazoa, Chordata, Mammalia, Artiodactyla, Bovidae. Bases 313 to 1557 code for a protein of 414 amino acids. Gene Ontology annotation, cellular component: nucleus. Gene Ontology annotation, molecular function: single-stranded DNA binding; protein binding. The transcript is spliced from 16 exons. The record is from RefSeq and is a predicted model, not a curated record.
GCCCGCGGGCGACGGGGUGGCGGCGGGCGGGGGCGCGCGCGGCAGGAGGAGGGGGCGCGCGCUUCCCGGAACAGCCCGCGCUGAGGGAAGAGAGGAAGAAAAUAAAACCCGCGGCCGGAGCCAAAGCUGGAGCUGCCGCCGCCGCCGUCUGGAGCUCCCCCGCGCGGACAAUGCCCGCGAUGCCCGCACGGGGCUCAGGGCGGUGAGGCCCGGGGCGCGGGGUAGCUAUGGCGACAGGGAGCGCGGCCCGCGGCGCCGCCUGACAGGUGUGGGGCCCCGGCGGCGGCGGCGGCGGCGGCAGUGCGGAGCAGCAUGUACGCCAAGGGGGGCAAGGGCUCGGCCGUGCCCUCCGACAGCCAGGCACGAGAGAAGCUGGCGUUGUACGUGUAUGAGUACCUGCUACACGUUGGUGCCCAGAAGUCAGCCCAGACCUUCCUGUCUGAGAUCCGAUGGGAGAAGAACAUUACGCUGGGGGAGCCCCCGGGCUUCCUGCAUUCCUGGUGGUGCGUGUUCUGGGACUUGUACUGUGCAGCGCCCGACCGCAGAGAGGCGUGUGAGCACUCGAGCGAAGCCAAGGCUUUCCAGGACUACAGUGCUGCAGCGGCCCCAAGCCCGGUGAUGGGGAGCAUGGCCCCCAGUGAUGCAAUGGCAUCAGGCCCCAUGGCACCCGGCUUCUUCCAGCCCUUCAUGUCACCGCGGUUCCCAGGGGGCCCCCGGCCCACCCUGCGGAUGCCGAGUCAGCCUCCCGUGGGCCUCCCCGGCUCCCAGCCCCUCCUCCCUGGCACCAUGGAGCCCUCCCCGCGAGCUCAGGGGCACUCAAGCAUGGGCCCCAUGCAGAGGGUGACGCCUCCCCGGGGCAUGACCAGCGUUGGGCCCCAGGUAAGGGCUGGCCCAGGUGACUGGGGAGCUUCAGGGGCUGCCCCCGCUAAGCCUGCACUCACGGCCCCUUUGCCUUCGCAGAGCUACGGAGGAGGUGGCAUGCGGCCCCCACCUAACUCUCUUGCUGGCCCCGGCUUGCCCACCAUGAACAUGGGCCCCGGAGUGCGCGGCCCAUGGGCCAGCCCUAGUGGCAACUCGAUCCCCUACUCCUCCUCCUCCCCUGGCAGCUACUCGGGACCCCCAGGAGGAGGCGGGCCCCCUGGAACCCCCAUCAUGCCUAGCCCUGGAGACUCCACCAACUCUAGCGAGAACAUGUACACCAUCAUGAACCCCAUCGGGCCGGGCGCCGGCAGGGCUAAUUUCCCGCUUGGCCCUGGUCCGGAGGGCCCCAUGGCCGCCAUGAGCGCGAUGGAGCCUCACCACGUAAACGGAUCCCUGGGCUCGGGCGAUCUGGACGGGUUGCCGAAGAGCUCCCCCGGCGCUGUGGCCGGCCUGAGCAACACCCCGGGCACCCCGCGGGACGACGGCGAGAUGGCGGCCGCCGGGACCUUCCUGCACCCGUUCCCGAGCGAAAGCGUAAGCGACUGCGUCGACUCCCCCCCCGCGGCGGCGUCGGGCCGGAGGGGCCUGGCGGGCAGACCCCGGCGGGGCGGCCGGGGGGCCAGAGCAAGACCGUGACCGCGGCGGGCCAGUACUCCCCCGGGAUGACCAUGAGCGUGUGAUGGGGCCGCAGACCCUUGCCCACUGCCGGCCUCGGCUUCUGCCCAGCGCCCCUGCCCGGGGCCACGGUCCAGGGGCUCGGGUGGUCCGCAGGGUGAGGGUCUGAGGUCACACCGCGGGCAACUGGACUCCCAGUCAAGGCUUGGAUGGCUGGGAGGCCCCGCACCAAGGACUCAUUCAUUUUAUAUAUAUAUAUAUAUAUAUAUAUAUAAACGAACACACAAGGACCUCAGAGAUGUUCUUUCCUGUUUGGGCCCUUCCCGUCAUUUCUAUUUUGUCCUGGGGGGCGCUCCUUGGGGGACCUUCCUUUCCCCUGGACAGCAGGGGUGGGCCCCAUCAAUAAAUGUAACUUGAUUUUG